Messenger RNA from Athalia rosae (coleseed sawfly), 2387 nucleotides. RefSeq lists its product as uncharacterized. Lineage: Eukaryota; Metazoa; Arthropoda; Insecta; Hymenoptera; Athaliidae. The record is from RefSeq and is a predicted model, not a curated record. Bases 1880 to 2374 code for a protein of 164 amino acids. The transcript is spliced from 5 exons. Gene Ontology annotation, cellular component: membrane.
ACAAUACACACACAUAAUAUAUAUUAUAUAAUAAAUGCGUGUGCUCGACCUAAUUGGUUUUUCUUUCUGAUAUACAUAUUUUUUUUUUUUUUAUCGUUCAUCGAAAUUUUCAAAUUUUAUCAUACAAUAAAUGUUGCGUUUCGUUCGAAUAUAUGCUUAAUAAAUGAAUAUUUAUGUACACUUAGAAAUGGAAAAGGGAAAACCUCAUGUGGCGGAAUUUUAAAUUACAAAGUUUUUCUUCUUCUUCUUCUUGUAGCUGUUCAGUUAUCGAUUGAAUUUUGAUUUUUAACGAAAUAUUAUGCAACGAGGUAAAUACACGCGAUAGGAUUAUUAUAAAAAUAUUCGAAAGGACAAAGGAAAGAUAGAAAUUGCGAUGGAGACGUGACGAGGCCUUACAUAGGUACCUUUUUGUAAUAAGCGAAUCUUUGCAAACUUUCAAAUGAUAUGCAUUUAAAGAUGUUUGGGAAAAAUAUAAUUCAACAGCAAGAGAAUAAAAAUAAAAAUAAAAUGGUUAUUAUAAUAGUAAUAAAGUUUUAUGGCAUUGUUAUUUGUUAGAAUAUUAUACAAUUUUAUAAAUAAUAUAUAUAUAUGUACACACACAUACAUACGUAUAAUAUAUAUGGACACGUUAAUAUUAUUUUUUUCAUCGAUCUUGUAUUAAUUUUUUUCUCUUGUGUUUCUUAUCAUUCUUAUCAUUCUUGUUAUUAUUAUUUUUUUAAUUAUUUAUUCUCAAGCUAUACAUAUACAUAUAUGCUAGGGUGGUCCAGCAGUAAAGUUUUUUUUUUUUCGACGUUUUCCUCAUUCAAAAGUUACUUUGAGGCAUAAAACAAACUACCCCUAAAGCGCAACUUGAUUUAUUUUCCCAUUUAAAUAGUACGUGAAAUUAUUUUUUUUUAUUUUAAUGUACAUAUUCUUGUAGGAAAUUAAAUUUUCUACAAAAAUGCAUUGAUUCAGUUUUCUCGUAAUCCUAGUGGAUAAAAAGUUAUCUGGCUUCAAACGUUCGCAAGCAAUUUACAUCUUACCUAUGUGCAGUAAUGGGUUCAUGUGUGCUUUUACUUGCAAGUGUUCAAAGCCAGAUAACUUUUUAUCCACUAGGAUUACGAGAAAACUAUAUCAGUGCUUUUUUGUAGAGAAUUUAAUUUCCUACAAGAAUAUGUACAUUAAAAUUAAAAAAAAAUAAUUUCACGUGCUAUUUGGAUGGAAAAAUAAAUCAAGCUGCGCUUUAAGGGAUGUUUGUUUUAUGCUUCGAAGUAAGUUUUGAUUCGGGAGAGGGAAAUUUUUUUUUUUCACGGACCACCUUAAUAUACGUGUACAUACCAUAUGCAGCUAUAUUAUACGGACGAUGAAUAAAGUUGUUAAACAUAUUUCACACAGAGAAAAAAAUAAAAAAUAAGAAAAUAAAAUGAAUAUUGGUAUAACAGUGUGAUUGUCAAUCUUUAUAUAAAGAAAUUUUAAACGAAUAAAAUUAUCUCGAUGUCAAGAUAUCGUUGGGUGUGUAAUUUCAACUCGUCAACGACGCGCUAAUCGCGUUAAUCAGCCCGUCAAUUUGAGUAACUAUGGUAACGACGAGCUGCGAGAUUUCAGAUGUUACGCGUUCGAUAAAAGUUUGAUGAUUAAUUUUUAACGCAUGAUUUUUGCGAAUUAUUUAUGCGAUCCUCAACUAAAUAUUCACAUGCGUACGUACACGUACACGUACGUACCUGCAUCUCAAGAGUUCUUUAGAUAGCGUGAUGUCAUAUGUGACGUCAUUGCGGUGCUUAUAGCGGGGAUUUCGUAUAGGUAACGCGUGCAUUUCAGUCAUAAGCGAGACGCCGAGCUUACAACGUCGAAUUUUUCUUAUUCAGUUGGUUCAGAUUACUCUCCAAAAGACACCCCAACAAUGUCUCACUCAGUGACCAUAAGAACGACGACUACUACGACAGGUGGUUCGACGAUUAUUCUGAACACAUCGUACCUGAAAACGUUACCUGGAAUUUUGAAACUACUCGAAGUGUUGCUGGGAAUCGCUUGCGUUGGGAUAGCUGGUCACGAUUUCAACUAUUACGGUUCAUGGAACACUACAGCCAAGUUGUUUUACCUUCUAAUGGUCACGACGUUCCUCAUAGCUUCUUUUAUCCUUCUGAUUUCUUGUCUCGCCUCUCUUUCGACCGGACCGAUAAUAUCGAAGACGAUCUACGAGGUGAUUUUCCACUCCAUCGGUUUCGGUCUGCUGCUCGCAGCCUCUUUAACUCUUCUCGUGGAAGUUAAUCGCGGUGGUCGUUAUCGGACUGCAAAUUACGAGGCGCUUUUCGCAGCAGCGAUCAUCGGACUGGUCAACGCGGCGUUGUAUUUGGUCAGCACUAUUUUGGCGCUCAGAUCAUACAGAGGACUUUAAGAAUUCGACUUCU